Messenger RNA from Monomorium pharaonis (pharaoh ant), 2271 nucleotides. RefSeq lists its product as uncharacterized. Lineage: Eukaryota; Metazoa; Arthropoda; Insecta; Hymenoptera; Formicidae. The record is from RefSeq and is a predicted model, not a curated record.
GAUAAGCGCGUGAAGAGCCCGUGGAGCCACAUAGCACGCUACGCUUCUGCAUACACCGGCUGCGCGCCGUCUGAUUGAUCAACUUUAUUUAUUAAUAAUUCAGUAAAUAAUAAUCUAAGCCAAAAUUGGUAAAGAAACUUUUAGUUUAAAAUUUUACUCUCAUUCUGUAAAAUAAGAAUUAUUCAUUCUGGGAUACCCUGUAUAUUUGCUAAGAGAUGUAUAGCCCUGUUAAUUGAGAAAACCAUAAUUCUUAAAGUAUAUUUAGCUUAUAGAUUUUGGGAAGGCCGUAUGUUUUUUUCACUCGACAAAUUCAAGUCGUUACUAUGAAGAGCCCAAUAUGUUUCUUUGAGAAUCCAAUCUUUGUUUAACCAAUCUUUUAGCAUUUUGUUUAAAUUUUUUUUUAAUAUUGUGAAUCGGGUUUAUAUUGACUACGGUGUAUGUAGGAGAUAAUGUUUUAAAUGUUUAUUAAGAAAAUAAGAGUAAACCUCAUAAACUCGAACAGCGCUUUAACCAACUUUCAAUUCACGAAUCGUUGCUCGAAGCUAACAGAAUUCUUAAUUAAUUUUCUAUUUUUGCGACUUAACUCUCUGGGAAUAUCCGCUUGUCUCGCUCGAAAAUUCUCUUGCACACUUCAUUUUUAAAAACAAACGAAAAUACUCGCACACCACUCGCUGCCGAAUUCUCGACACGCUCGCAUACUCGUACACAUUAUACUUCCUACAGUGUAUGUGUUAUUGUCACUUAGCAUUGUUCCCAUUUUUUAAAUGUAUUGUUGUUUAUCAAGAAUUACUGUCACAUUUCCUUUAUCUGCUCUAAUAAAAAUGACAUUUUGGUUCGCUCUGCAGAAAUCUAUAGUUUUUCUUUGUAAAUCUAUGAUCUCCUUAUCUAUAUUAUUAUAGCUGGGAGAAAUAGUUAAAAAACCAUAGUUGUGGGAUAACUGCAUGCUUGUCUAAUCCUUGUUAUUGUUUCUAUAUCUAUUUCUCUGCUAUAAUUUUUCAAAUCUUUAAUGAAUUCAUGAGUGGUGGCUUUUUUAUUGAAAUGUGAAUGAAGGCAAAAGUUAUUGCCUAAUUGUAGUAAGUUGGAAACUGUUUGUGGAAUGUGGGUAUUUGAUAGAUUUAUAAAUCUAUCAAAUUAAUCAUUUUUUUAUUAGUUUCCGAUAUAGAGUUGUUUUUCUUUUAGAUGAAUAAGGUUAUUCUUCUUUUAGAUGAUAUGUUUUAGAUUUCUUCAAAAUAUCUUUUAGAUAACGCCAGAUAUCUAAAAGAUAUCUCAAAUUGUUGCAUAAGACAUCUUUCAAAUCGCGAAAAGAUAUCUUUUUGUAAAAAAUGCAAGAUAUCGCAAAAAAUCGCAAGAUGUCCUUUAGAAAUCUAAAAGACAUCUUUUUGUCUAUAUUGGUAGUUUGUAUGAACAUCUCUUUUCAUAGUUGGCGCAUUCUUUUUAUAUCAUUACUUUUGUAGAGAAAAUAAUUUUUUUGUUUUUUUUAGGGGGGGGGGGAGAUUAUUUUAUUAAAUAUGUGUUAUCCAUUAUUAUAUGUGUUAUCCGUUGUGACAACGUGAAAUUCUGAGGAUGUAACAACUGAGGGUUAAUAAUAACUUGCUUACUGUGUCGGUAAUAAGAGUCGCAAAUAUAAAUGAAUAUCAAAGAUAAGAAAUUGAAAAAUGGCGAUUUAUUUAGGAAAGAUCGUUAUGUCUUGGAGCAGCUACGCUAGCGCAGACUAUACGCGUCGCACGUCUUUGUGGUCCCGUAAUUCUCACUCAUUCGAUUGCCCCUCGUCAUACGGGUUACUUGGCGGGACUCUUGGCCGACAUCGAGGAUGCCGGGAGGCUCUUAGCUUUUGGAGCUGGAGAUCGUCGUUGCGAAUACGAAACAUACCUCACGACUUUAGGUGUCACACUGCAGCAAUGUAGAAUGUUUUCAGAAAAAUAUAUUUCGUCACCAUCAUCCAUCGAAUUGGAAAGGGCGACUAUCGUUUUAGCGGCUCCUCCGUGCAGCUAUACUGGCGUUCGAGACGUUGUCGAUCUUGCCAUUGCUCGCGGUGGUGACACCAAUUUAUUGGAAUUGUUAACUAGUGAUACUGCGGAUGGAAUAAAACAAUCCCAUUCUCUUCUAACUGAACAAUUUUCUACGCUCAAAUACGCGCUAACCAGACCAAAUAUACAGUUUUUGAUAUAUGAAGUGCAUACAAUCUUGCCAUCCGAAACUACGGAAAUGAUUCGACAGGUUGUUGAAUACGUCAAUCAAUUAGCUACGGAGAAGUACAUUUGCGAGCAUUUU